This is a messenger RNA of Coniosporium apollinis CBS 100218, 1593 nucleotides long. RefSeq lists its product as uncharacterized. Gene Ontology annotation, molecular function: S-adenosylmethionine-dependent methyltransferase activity. Bases 1 to 1593 code for a protein of 530 amino acids. Lineage: Eukaryota; Fungi; Ascomycota; Dothideomycetes. The transcript has 8 exons. The record is from RefSeq and is a predicted model, not a curated record.
AUGUCGACUGAUCCCGCCUCUGGAUUUUUGAUGAGCAGCCGCUUGAGCGUUGUAAUGACCGACUUCACCACGGCCUACACCGAUGAUGAGCAUGCGGCACUUCAUAAUGCCUUCGCGACAGUCUUUUUCCUCGAUACCGCUUCAAACGUCCUCCGCUACAUCGAAGUGGUGUAUCACUGCCUCAAGCCGGGUGGUAUCUGGAUCAAUGUUGGCCCACUGCUCUGGAACUGCCACGAGAGCGGUCCUGAAGGAAGGCGCGAAGGUGACACGGACGAUGACGAGGUAAAUGGCCACUGGGAUCCGAAGCUGGAGUUUACUGGAGAUGAGGUCUUGCUGCUGCUUGAGAGUUUUGGCUUCAAGAUGGAGAAGCAUGAGAGCUGUGGCGAGGCGGGUUACAUUAUGGACUCGAAGGUCAAGGUCAUGUUGGAGACGGCUACUCUGCAUGCAUGCCACCGCGGCGCGAGCGGAUCAAAUCAGACACUUCCGCUCAGAUCCAUAACCCAUGCUAGAUUCAUGAGCCUGCUCGCGAAAUAUCGAGCACCGGAGGGCCUUUGCAUUACCGAUGCGAACGACCUCGUCACCGAGCCUUCUAUGCGUGGGUUCUUCUAUGAGAUUGAACUACGCUCCCGAACCUCAUUGCCCGCUUGGAGCGAGGAAAUCAUCGAAACGAAAGCCGGAUACUUUCCAACAGUCUUCGUAGGACCAUGGACAUCCCCCGCAUCCCCGUCAGAUCCGAAUAUCCCGUAUCUUGCGCUGGGAUUGGCUUCGGUAGAGCCAUUCCGUAUCAGUAUGUACAACAUACUUAACGGCCCACACGGGGACUUCACUGUGAUCUUGCCAUUCAAGUGCCCCGCCGCUUUCGACCUCAAUGGACUUCCACCAGAGAUCUGCAUGGAUAUCCGAGACAUGGCCCUCAAUCACGUGUCCCCAAACAAACAAAAGCUUAUUCGUGGAGCUGCAAUGUUCCGGGGUCUAAAGGUUCGCCAGCGCUGGACACCGUAUGACGCCAGAGCGGCCGCACAUAAGCGCAAUGUGUGCGAAGCGCUGGUACCAUUGAAGAUGCCCUUCCUCCUGUCACCGCGAGAGUACAACCGCGGCUACUUUGGCAAGCCAUUCAAGUUCGUCAGUACCACCGACCUUGCCAAUUUCCUGAAGGGCAUCGGCCCCAUUGCACGAGGAAUGCUCCGUAACAUCACUGUCUGCGCCUACCACACGACAAGCGCUGAGCGGGCUUGCAAGCUACUAGCAGACGCAACAAACCUGGAGACGCUACAUUUCACGGCCAUCUGCGUGGCGGAAGCGGGAUGCCGCAGGAAUCAUAAGCGCUACCCGCCUAUGUCGUACGACGGCAAAGAAUUCGCCCUUGACUUCAGAGAGGCCAUGCACGGUACGCCUCGAUACUACCACAGUUGCCUCAGGGACAUCCUUUGCCAGAAGCCGAUCCUGCGGUUUGACCCGGAGAUUGCUAGAUAUGACGCCGAUUUCGAUGCGUACACUCAGGAACAACCCUUGUCGGGCUUGAGCAUGCUGGAAGCCAACGCGGCUGCCUUUCGAAAUAUUUGGGCUCAGGUAGGCAUCCCCCUUCAGGAGUAG